CUGAUGAGAACAGCACCUGUGUUUGCAGCAGACUUGGGAAACGGGCUUUUCGCUGCCCUGUCCCGGCUCCGGUCUGUGCAGAGCUGAGGGUUUGGCUCCGGCUCCGGGUCUGGGUGGAACCAGACUGGUCUGACUUUGUGGGCCGGGGCUGCGGCCGCUGCGGCUUUGGCUCAACAACUAACAGAGACAUCUGCUUUCGUGGGGAACGUCCAAAACAAUGACUCCACGUUACACGAGAGCGGAUCCCACGGCACGAAUGUAAAGGAAGGGAACCUUCGUCCUCCGCGCUGGAACCAACGGAGCGGAUUUGGUGAAUGGAGCGUUAGCGGCUGUUGCCGGAGCAGGAAACUCCCACAGGAGGCGUUUCUUGUCCGGGGUCUUGUUUUCUGGAAAGGUGCGUUGAGCGCGUGUCCGGGACCGUCCAGCUGUUGGGAGACGUCGCAGAGCGUCAGCGGCUCCGUCUUUGUUCCGCUCGUCCGGAGUCGCGUUCGAAGCUGUGAUCGUUUUACCUGCAGCUGGACUGUGGCUGGGCGUGUGAGUAAUCAGAUGAGUUGGGACAUGAUGUCAUCGCCCUGUGGCUCCUCGAUGCUGCUGUACUGCCUGCUGCUCGUUCUGCUGGCCCGGUUUCCCCCUGCUCAGUCCGGUUCAGGCACAGAGGACACGGACACAGCUGAUGUAGUAAAAUCCUCUGAAGAUGAAGAAGACGAUGAGUCAUCCUCAGAGGAAAACAAACUAUCUAGUGAAUUGUCAACGAGCAACGAGAAGCUCCAGCCGCUGGCGCCUCAGUGGACGAUGCCAGACAAGAUGAGGAAGGAGUUCUCCGCUCCUGCUGGUAACACUGUCAGGUUCCAGUGCCAAGCGACUGGAACCCCCGUCCCCACUCUGCGCUGGUACCGGAACGGGAAGGAGUUCCGGAGAGACCAGCGACUUGGAGGCCUGAAGAUCAAAGACAACCUGUGGAGCAUAAUAAUGGAGUCCGUGGUUCCGUCCGACUCGGGGAACUACACGUGUGUGGUGGAGAACGAACACGGGAGCCUGUCACACACCUACAGGCUGCAGGUCGCUGUGACCUACCGGGACCUUCCGCUGCUGCGCUCCCCUCUGACCAACCAAACGGCAGUCGUGGGCAGCGACGUGGAGUUCGCGUGCAGAGUGUCCAGCGGCGCGCGGCCGCGCAUCACGUGGUUCAAGCGCAGCGGAGGGGGUGCGCAGGGGCUCGUCCUCAAGGCCACGGAGCAGGACAUGGAGGUUCUGACCCUGAAGACGGUGAGUCUGGAGGACGCCGGCGAGUACAGCUGCGUGGCGGAGAACGCCAUGGGAGCGUCCCGCUACUCCGCCUGGCUCACCGUCAAAGACCCGCCGCCCCCUCAGGCCUACUGGCAGCUCCUCCUGGGCCUCGGCUCCUUCGCCCUCGCCGUCCUGGGGGCCGCGGCGCUCGUCUGCAGACUCUGCCGCCUCCGGAAGGAGCGGAGCGACUUCCGCGGGCCGUUCGCCGUGCAGGAGCUGUCCAAGAGCCUCCCCCUGAAGACACAGGUGUGCGUGGGGUCCUCCAGCUCCCCGCAGCCGGGGACGCGCCUGAUGCGUGAGCCUCGUGUCUCCGUCGCCGCCGCGUCCCACGUGUCACAGUAUGAGCUUCCCUACGAUCCCGUGUGGGAGCUGCCCCGCGACCGGCUGACCCUGGGGAAACCUCUGGGCGAAGGCUGCUUCGGUCAGGUGGUCCUGGCUGAGGCCGUGGGCGUCGACAGGAACAAGCCCACGGCCGUCACGCAGGUGGCCGUGAAGAUGCUCAAAGCCGACGCCGCCGAGAAAGACCUGUCGGACCUGAUUUCGGAGAUGGAGAUGAUGAAGACGAUCGGUAAACACAAGAACAUCAUCAACCUGCUGGGAGCCUGCACUCAGGACGGUCCGCUGUACGUGGUGGUGGAGUACGCCUCCCAGGGGAACCUCAGGGAGUACCUGCGGGCCCGUCGGCCCGCUGGGCUGGACUACUGCAGCAGCCUGAGGCAGCCGCCUCCAGAGGGCGUCAGCGCCAAGCAGCUGGUGUCCGCUGCCUACCAGGUGGCCCGAGGAAUGGCCUACCUGGCCUCAAAGAAGUGUGUCCACAGAGACCUGGCUGCCAGGAACGUGCUGGUCACAGACCAUGACGUGAUGAAGAUAGCGGACUUUGGCCUGGCCCGAGACGUCCACUUCAUGGACUACUACAAGAAGACCACUAACGGUCGACUCCCCGUCAAGUGGAUGGCGCCUGAAGCCUUGUUCGACCGCAUCUCUACGCACCAGAGCGACGUGUGGUCGUUCGGGGUGCUGCUGUGGGAGAUCUUCACCCUGGGGGGCUCUCCGUACCCCGGGGUCCCCGUGGAGGAGCUCUUCAAGCUGCUGAAGGAGGGGCACCGCAUGGAGAAGCCCUCGGCCUGCACCCAGCAGCUCUACCUGAUGAUGAGAGACUGCUGGAAAGCUGUGCCGUCCCAGCGGCCCACGUUCCAACAGCUGGUGGACGAUUUAGACAGGACGCUUUCUCUCAUGGCGAACCAGGAGUACCUGGACUUGGCCGUACCUCUGAUCCAGUACUCUCCAGCCAGCUCGCUGGACUCCCCUUACUCCACAUAGGCGUCGUAGAGCUUCCAUUGCUUCAUCCCUCAUCCUCUUCAUCCUGGAGCUGGGGCUGCUUCUCUACAGCUGGACUGAUCUAGGCCUCAAGAACCAGUGUUAAUGCUGGGACACAGCUGCGUCCGGCCGGUUAGUCGCUGCGAUAAGGUGACCAGCGUUCGUCUCCCGUUAGACUUCUUCCUUUAUAAACUGGAAGUUUCUAUUUUAAACCAAUCAACAAAUUGUACUUUAAUAUUUUUACUUAAGGGGGAAUUGUUGCGUUUUUUAAUUGUGUACAGUCUGAAGGCUUGUAAAGUGCUUUUGUUAUGAAUCUGAGCUAUGUAAAUAAAGUGUAACAGCAAUAAAAGUCUUUUUUGUACCUGA
Betta splendens (Siamese fighting fish) is the source of this 2970-nucleotide messenger RNA. It is a transcript of the gene fgfr1b, whose product is annotated as fibroblast growth factor receptor 1b. NCBI's taxonomy places the organism in Eukaryota, Metazoa, Chordata, Actinopteri, Anabantiformes, Osphronemidae. The transcript has 17 exons. Gene Ontology annotation, biological process: multicellular organism development; fibroblast growth factor receptor signaling pathway; positive regulation of kinase activity. Gene Ontology annotation, cellular component: signaling receptor complex; membrane. The coding region runs from base 547 to 2607 and encodes 686 amino acids. The record is from RefSeq and is a predicted model, not a curated record. Gene Ontology annotation, molecular function: fibroblast growth factor binding; ATP binding; fibroblast growth factor receptor activity.